Molecule: messenger RNA, 1638 nt
Organism: Rotaria sordida
Lineage: Eukaryota; Metazoa; Rotifera; Eurotatoria; Philodinida; Philodinidae
Source: the annotation of a GenBank genome assembly
AUGACAACAAAUCAUAAACCAUUAUCAAUCAUUGCUAAAUGUGCAUUAUGUUCAAUAAAAACAGAACUAUUUGUUUGUUCACAUUGUGAUAAAGUUAUUUGCCAAAUAUGUGUUGAUAAACAUCAAUUAAAACUUAAUGAAAUACUAAAAGAACAAUGGAAUUUAUGUAAAACAAAAUAUUUUAAUUUAUAUCGAUUAUCAGACAUCUAUGCUAAAGAUAUGGUAAAUAUUGAGAAUGAAAUCGAUCGAAUACGUUUAUUAAUUAAUCAACGAUCUAUGGAUUUAGUUAAUUUAAUUGAGCAUGAGAAAAAUAAUUUAUUAAAUAAAAUAGAAGAGUAUAUUCAAUUAAAUUCAUCUAACGUUAAACAUAGAGAUCUACAACAAUUAUUUGAUUCGAUUAAUCAACGACUUAAUACUAUAUUUGAAGAUCCUAAUGCUUCAUAUAAUACCGAAGAUUUUCUUUUGGAAAUCGAACAUUUCAAUACAUUGAUGUACAGUCGAGAAAAACAGAUACAGACAAAUUCACCUAAAUACCCUGGUUUAUCCCCUGGGAAACCGAUAAGUAUAUCUGAUAUAUUCGGUGAAUUACAAUGGAAUUCUACACCAAUGUCAAAUCAUACAUUGACUAGAUCAUCAACUAUUGAUAGUUCAAUUUUAAAUUCAACAAUAAAUGGGCAUAUUCCUACUGAGAUUAUUAAUGGAUUCCAAGAGGAAUCGAAAACUGAAUCAGAGAAAACAACAUCAAUGUCUGUAAUGCAAAGACAAAAACAAUGGACAAUAGAUGCAGCAGGUGUACCUCAUUUUCUAUGUGUACUUUCAAAGAAAAAUCAUCUUCUUUUUGCUUGUGAUAAAUUUGGUUCUAUUGAUUUAUAUCAACUUGAUAGUAAUGAACCGAAAACUAGUCCUCGUCAUUUACGACAAUUUGAACUUUUUCCUGGAAAUACGACUAGUCAACAACCACAAAUUAUUGAAACAUUUACUGUUUAUACACCAUUUAUUGUAGUUGCAGCUCAUUUAAAUGACCAAGCUGAUACAAGUUCAAUAUAUUUUUUUGAUCAUCGUGGUUUAAAACAAGCCGACACAUGUUUACAAAAUUUUCCUGUUCGACAACUUUCAGCCGAUGUUAGUUUUAAAUGUUUAUGGGGUAUUGAUCGCCAUCAACAUGCAGUUUAUUAUAAUCAAUUACCAAUGAAUGUUCAACAAAUUCCAACUUACAUAGAACAUCGUGAAGAAUUUAUUAAAUUUAAUCGGAAUUUUGAACCAAUACGAAUAGCCCAAAAUCAAACAUCUAUUGCUAUUGUUGAACGUAAUUCUCAAUGUGCACAUAUAUUUGAUAAACAAACAAAAAAACAAAUAGAUGAAGUUGAAAAUUUAUUACGUACAAAAGGAAUAUUUCGUUUAUGGAAUGUUCUACUUCGUGAUGAUAAUUCAAUGGUACUUAAAUUGGAUGAAGAUUUACCUCCGAAUAGUCGACCACCUUCAAUAAAUCAUCUUGUGCUUGAACUUGAUCCCAAAGGUAUACCUAUAUCACAAAUUGAACGAACAUCUGUGUAUGGCCUUGCUAUUGGACCUAAUCAAGAAAUUUUACUUGGUUGUAAAAGACAUCAACAAAAUGGAUUAAUUGAAUGUUAUAUUUAA